This is a messenger RNA of Theileria parva strain Muguga, 1862 nucleotides long. RefSeq names its product WD domain G-beta repeat protein (gene gad-1). Lineage: Eukaryota; Apicomplexa; Aconoidasida; Piroplasmida; Theileriidae. Gene Ontology annotation, molecular function: protein binding. Gene Ontology annotation, biological process: regulation of DNA double-strand break processing. Gene Ontology annotation, cellular component: site of double-strand break; nucleus. The record is from RefSeq and is a predicted model, not a curated record. Bases 119 to 1855 code for a protein of 578 amino acids. The transcript has a single exon.
CAUAAAACGACAUUAUCUGUAGUUUAUUACUAUAAUAAUUAAAAUGUUGUUUUGUUUAUUUAAAAAAAUUUUUAAUUUUAAUUUAGUUUAAUUUGUACAUUAUUUUUAAUAUUAAGAUAUGAUAGCAUCUGAUGCUUUGGAUUAUGACCAUAAGAAUUUAAAUCGCAAUGGUGAAACUGACCAUAAAAAUUUCUCAGAUUCUGACUCAGAUAAAGAACAUGAAUCUAAUUCUGAGGAAGACUCUGAGUUAAGUUACUACCAGUCUCUUCUGAGAGGAAAUGAGUUCUACUUGGAUGAGAAAGUUGGACUAGAUCCCAUAAAAGCGACUUGUAUGGCAUCUAACCAGUCAGGAACCUUUUUAGCAACAGGUUCUCGUGAUGGUACAGUACGGUGUAUUAACUUUGAUAAGUGGUCAAAGGGAGGUUUUGGAGACUUUUGGAAGACUAAACUUGAACAGUCAGUGAAUGGACUUUGUUUUAAUGUUGAGGAGUCAGUAUUAGCUGUAGCAUCUGGUAACAUGUUACAUUUUUAUACCGACGGAGGUGAUUUGAUAGUUUCAACAACAAAGGGUGACAUGUAUCUUCUGGAUGCAAAGAAGACCAAGGGCCACACAUCAACCGUUACAUGUGUUGCAAAUGACCCCAAGAACUCUAAUUUCUUCUCUUCAGGAUCACUUGACGGUACAGUUAGGGUGUUUGACAUACAGUCAAAUAGGCAAAGUAUAUCACUAUCGGUUAAUAAUUUAAAUAUAUACACUUUAUCAAAUAAGUAUUUAAACAGAAAUAAAACGUUAAAUAACUCUAAUGUGGGUCAGAAGGCUAAGAUGAACAGGAUAGGGAUAAGUUCUUUGUGUUACUCAACUAACAAUUUUAAGGACGUCCUUGUGGCUGGAAAUGACCUUGGCUUUCUUGUGGUUUGGGACCAGAAAACUGCUUUUCAGAGCAUGUACGUUGAGUCCCAUGGCUCAGCAGUUCACUCAGUUCUCACAUACGAUGAUGCGAAGGUUGUAUCACACUCAAACAACUGUGUUAAGUUUUGGGAUUUAAAAAACACACAAAAACCCCUUAAGGAGCUUAAUAUACCUCAGGCAAACAACUCAAAUGAUACUCAAUCUAUUGUACUGUCCCCUGACAAUUUACACCUGAUUAUUAACUCUUCUACCACCCAGAAUAAUGGCUCUGAAAAUGAAAAUACACUUAACACAAUACUUUAUGUGUUUGACAUUGAAAAGAUGGAAAUAGUAAAUAAAUUGACUGUAGAUUCGUUGUUAGGCCCUAUGGUUUGGGCUUACGAGACUAAUCAGUUGUUUAGUGUGUGUUCUGACGGGAAGAUAUAUGCUAGAACAACUGAUUCUACUGUAGGAGCUAACCACUAUGAGAGGGCAAUUCAGGCGCUUGAGAAGAAGAAUAAGUAUUCAAAGGUUAACACAUUUUCAGCUAAACCUGAGGCUUAUCCCAUAGAUUACCUACCAGAUGACCUUGUUGAAGUUGAGGACGGAGUCCUAAAGAAGCGUAGAGUAGAACAUCACGACAAAUACGGAAUACCAAAACAGGAGGGAUAUGACUACUUUAAACAUGGAAAGACACCAAUAACCUACGAGGAUGAUGAUAUAGUUACAAAACUAAGAUCACAGGUUGAAAAGGACCCCAAUAGGGAACUGACAACAAAGGAGGGAAUAAGGCAGAUACCUUACAAGGCUGAUAGAUUCAUGGCAAUAUACAAAAAGACCCAGCCCAACUUGAUUCUGGACUUCAAUAAACCAGCAACCAAACAGGAAAACAUGCUUCUUGGAGUCAGUAAAUGCCCUAGGUGUGGCAUUAAAAUCUGCCAGUGCGGUUAUAUGGAUAAAAAGUAAUAUCGCA